Molecule: messenger RNA, 2086 nt
Organism: Venturia canescens
Lineage: Eukaryota; Metazoa; Arthropoda; Insecta; Hymenoptera; Ichneumonidae
Gene: cib
Product: thymosin beta cib
Exons: 6
Coding region: 213-722 (169 amino acids)
Biological process (GO): actin filament organization
Cellular component (GO): cytosol
Molecular function (GO): actin monomer binding
Source: RefSeq, a predicted model, not a curated record
UAGCGGAGAACCGGUCGCGGUUGCUCGGUUGCUCAGUAACCUCAGUAACUCAGUAUACUUCUCUCUGUCGCUGUCGAACGUUCUUAUUGUGCGAACGCCGAAAAGAUCCUUUUCGUAAGGUCGAAAAAGUUCACUGGACUCGUGUACCUACGUGCAGGGGAAAGAUAUCGAAAUUUCGACUGACAGAUAUUCAAACACAAACAUAAUUUAACAUGUCGAACCCGGAGACCCCAAUGUUGAAGGACCUUCCCAAAGUCUCGUUGGACCUCAAGAGCGAACUCGAGGGAUUCAAUCACGAGUGCAUGAAAAAAGCAGCGACAGCCAUAAAAAAUGUUCUGCCCUCGGCCGAAGACGUCCGGCAGGAACGACAACACUCGGACUUGAUCCAUGACGUCGAGUCUUUUAAGACAGGUCAAUUGAAGCACGCAGACACAAAAGAAAAAAUUGUAUUGCCCAAUGCUACAGAUGUAGCUGCAGAAAAAAAUCAAAAGACCCUCAUCGCCGGAAUUGAAACUUUCGAUCCGGCCAAACUCAAACACACGGAAACCCAUGAGAAAAAUCCUCUUCCUGACAAGGACGCUAUCGAACAGGAGAAGGGCAAACAGGAGUUCAUUUCCGGUAUCGAGAAUUUUGAUCCGGCAAAGUUGAAACACGCUCAAACCCUGGAGAAAAAUCCUUUGCCAACCAAAGAAGCGAUUGACGCCGAGAAGGUAGCCGCUUAAAGAUAACCAGGUAGAGAAAAAACAAACAAUAUUGAAGAGAAACAAGAAAAAAGGAUGGUGAGGGAGAGAAAAACACUGAAACAUCUCAUCGAUCGAUCGAGCGGUCUUCAAAUUCUUCCAGUCUUUUCCGCAUUAUAUAAAAAUUUAUUUAUAAACGUGCGAAAGCUUUUUCCUGGCAAAUAAUAUUGAUAUUCGCGCAUAACCGAAGGCCUUAAAAGCCGAGCGAUCAUUUUCGUAGUCUCGUUUUAUCGGGAAUGAAAAAAGCUUGCGAGAAAAGCCUGCCGAAAAAUGUAUCUCCGCUUCGGAAAUUUGGCACUUUCCGUAUCUCGUAAAGCAGAGAAAACGAGAGUGAACUCAUCGGGAAAUAAAAGCAUGCGAUCGCUGAAGCAGGCCCAAACUGACAAAACGCAAGAAUAAAAAAGUUUCACGAUUAUUUGGAUAGUCAAUGCGAGAGAGAUUAUUAAACGGGAAAAUGGAUUCAAUUUUUGCUAUAUUUGCUUAAAAUCGUGUCUAUACGCAACUCGACUAUUAUGUAGGACUUAAAAAUAAGGAAUUAAAAAAAAAAAAUGUAAAAAAAUCACGAAGCGCGUCGAGGUGAAUAUCGAGAAACAAAAAAAAAUACGAAUUUACGCGCGUUAAUUAAGGCUGGUGACGGCAAGUGCGGCCAGUAAUGAUAUAUUCCUACAAAAACGCAAGCGCAGCAGAGCAGCAGCAACAAAAACAAAGAUAUAAAUUGGUGCAAUUUUUUUUAACCUCGUAUUUUCACACACUCGAUUUUAUACGUGUAAUUCCUUUAUUUCGGUUGUUUUCUUCUCAAAACGCGGUUAUGCCGCUCGCUCAAACUCCGCGCGCCCCCUUAAUAUCGGUGCGAAAUAAUGACUCUCCAUUCCUCUGGAGAGGAAAGGGAAAAAAAAUAUGUUAUUCGAUAUACUCCGCUGGAAAAUCGAUCUCGCGAAUAAUUUGCCUAUUUUUUUCCCUCGAAACGUAACCCCGAGCACGGUAAAAUGCGCGCGCAUUAUCACUUGAGAAUUUUUGAAGAAACAAACGAAACGAAAGAAAACACAUUGUCAUGAGAAUGAAGAAAAACAAAAACAAACAAAAAAAAAAGAGAAAAAAGGAAAUAAUAAGUCACGAACAACGGUUGAUAUACUUUUGUAAGAAUAUGAUAUUUUAUAUAACGGGCUAUUGUACUUUUUUAAUAUUCGUACCACGUAUUUGUAUUGUCAUAUACCGAUGAAGUAAUUACCGCGAAUACAGAAAUUGUGAAAAUCAACAUAACCUAGAAGUGGUGAAAUUGUCUUUUUCUACCUUAUCUCAAAUCCAGAUACUCGACCUGUCAUCCUGAAAUAAAAAAAUCACAUUUA